Aspergillus alliaceus is the source of this 417-nucleotide messenger RNA. Its product is annotated as chaperonin 10-like protein. Bases 1 to 417 code for a protein of 138 amino acids. NCBI's taxonomy places the organism in Eukaryota, Fungi, Ascomycota, Eurotiomycetes, Eurotiales, Aspergillaceae. The record is from RefSeq and is a predicted model, not a curated record. Gene Ontology annotation, molecular function: oxidoreductase activity, acting on NAD(P)H. The transcript has a single exon.
AUGACCACACAAAAGGCAGUUAUCAUUACGGAGCCGAAGAAGAUUGGCCUCGUUACCGAUUGGCCUAUCCCUUGCCUUCGGGAAGAUUAUAUUCUUGUCAGGACCGUUAGUGUCAGUUUGAAUCCUACCGACCGGAAGCACAUUGCAUUCCUCUCCCCCUCUGGUGUGCUGGUAGGGUGCGACUAUGCUGACAUUGUAGAAGCCACCGGUAAGGAUAUCAAGAAGCUAUUCAAGAAGGGCGAUCGUGUCUGUGAAUUCACUCAUGGCGCCAACUCUGCCCAGCCUGAGGAUGGUGCCUUUGCCGAGUAUAUCAUGGCCAAGGGUGACCUACAGAUGAAGAUCCCCGAUAAUAUAAGUUUCCAGGAUACUGCUAUCCUGGAUAUCGGUAUUAACACGGUUAGCCAGGCUCUUUACUAA